UAUAAUGCCUAACCUCUCCACAGAAUACCCCAAUGUUUACUUAUCAAAACGAGAAAGUCCUUAUCUUCUAUCCGUAAUUACGCCUCAAAUCAAAGAAAUAUAUGUAUCAGAAAGCUUGUUUUUCUGUGGAGUUCUAGUCUGUUUAUGCUAGAAGCAAAAAUUUCUUCAUAUUAUGGAUAACUCGAUAGAAGAGGAUCGUCUGCUGACGUCCACUCCGAUUCAGAGUCUGGAUGUACCACAUCUUCUGGAUCCGGGUGAGAAUCUUUCGGAUAGCAAAAGCGAUGAUCGGGACACCCCGGAUUUUGUCGUCAGACUUGGUACUUCCUUGGCCAGGUCAGAAGCAGAGUCACAGUACAAACUUCUGCUAAAAGAAUUCUCACUUAGACCUUUGGAAUCACAAAAGAUUCCCAAACAACAAUCAUCCAUUAACUCAGGUACAACCAGUAUCCGGAGCUCCGGCCGUGUUUCACCGGUUCGACGUCGGAGCUCCGUAAUUUCCAUCGGUAACGACCUUCGCCGGAGUUCUGUGACGUCAGUGACUGGGGAGCAGCAUCUCCGGAUGUUGAGUCGAGGACUUGGUCGUCUGCAGAGGAGGAGGAGAAUGUCUACCAAAGGUCUACUGUUCCCUCCCCUGCCCUCACCCCAGGAGGACCUCUCUCCGCGGGAACCGGCCAUUGUCAAGUUCAGAAGAAUCGCCAGGAGUGUUCUAAUUGUAUCCGGGAUUUGGAUUUGGUUAAAGAGAUACACUCUAAAACCCAACACCAGUGAAUGGUCAUUCAUGGAGAUGUACAUACAUUUACGGGAUGAUAUGAACCAAGUCCUAGCCUUCAAUCCCAAUACGUACGGCAAAUUUGAACCACUAAGAGACAAGUUGAAAGAACUACUCUCCAUACCCAAAGAACGAAGAACUCUGCAGAACAUUCAAGUGAUAAUGGCUCUGAUGAGGGACAACGCCUCCUUUCAGGACUAUCCCGUACACACACAGAUACAACUGGCCCGCUGUAUGCAGUACCAAAGUUACGAGGCACGCCGAGUGAUUUUGAAGCAGGGCCACCCUCCGUCCAUGUUUUACAUCAUGUUGACAGGCACAGCCAUAGUGAACAUCCUUGACGAAGAUCCGCGAACGGGAAACAAAUUCGUCCGAACAGUUCACGAACUUAACGGUGGGGACACGUUUGGGGAGAUUUCUUUGAUACACGGGGGACUCCGCACAGCCUCCAUCAUUUGUAAAACAACGUGUGAGUUUCUAGUCGUUUUGAAAGAGGAUUUCGAUGUCAUAAUCAAGGAGCCACUGCGAAAACAAAAAGAACAAAACGUAGAAUUCUGCAAAUCACUGAUGUUGUUCAAAGAUUUCCCUUGCGACAAAGCUUUCCAGCACAACACAAGCCAGUUUUUCUAUCAAUAUUUCAAACCUGAUGAUGUCAUUGUCAGAGACAGUCUGGAAAGUAAAUACAUCAUUGUCGUUAAAGCGGGUAAAUGUAAAAUUGUGAGCGAUUUCCAAAGUCGAAAAUCAGAGACACGGCCAGACAGGAUCAGAAAGAUGUUUGAACCCGAGGUGGAAGAGGCCUUUCCCUUGUAUACAACUAUGAAAAAGAUACAAGCAAUGGACUCUUGUCCAAGAACAGAUAACAAACCCAGUUCCAGAGACAAAUUUCGGAUUGGGUUAUUGACGGGUACGAUAGACAGAGACAAGCUGGUGAGCAGCGUAUCAACCCGUGUGUCGGUACGUAUAGAACUGAAAAAGAUUGGUCUAAUACGAUAGAUAUAGACAAGUUGGUAAGCAGCGUAUCACCCAGGGUGUCAGUACGUGUAGGACUGAAUAUAACGGUCUGUUACGAUAGGUACUAGAAAAAGAGAAGAUGGUGAGCAGCGUAUCAGCCCGGGUGUCGGUAGGUACAGGAGGGAAUAAGAU
This is a messenger RNA of Saccostrea cuccullata (small rock oyster), 1912 nucleotides long. RefSeq lists its product as uncharacterized. NCBI's taxonomy places the organism in Eukaryota, Metazoa, Mollusca, Bivalvia, Ostreida, Ostreidae. The record is from RefSeq and is a predicted model, not a curated record. The coding region runs from base 173 to 1762 and encodes 529 amino acids. The transcript has 12 exons.